AUGUUAAGAGUGGCGGGUACAGUAGGUGCCAUCGUGACUUGUCCAUUAGAAGUAGUCAAAACUCGCCAACAGUCUUCAAGGGGCAGCGGUUUCAAAUCGACCCCAGGAAGCGAUGCACCUCCACAGUCAAGGAACGUUAAACCCUCAUCGACUCCUGGUAAGCGUAGGUUAUGGACAUCUACAAGCUAUGGCCGGCCUCAAGUUGUGGCUCUUUCAGGUUUCACGGCGCCUCCGCCACCUCCACUGAGGCUGGGCAACGACAUGGGCAUCGCCCAGUGUAUCAGGCACAUUAUCAGAUAUGAAGGUCCAGUGGCCCUAUUUAAAGGUAAGUUGGGCCCUAACUUGAUAGGAGUUGCCCCUUCUCGUGCCGUGUAUUUCUCCACCUAUUCCCAAGCCAAAAGGUUCUGGAAUAGCAUAUUACCACCAGAUUCUCCUAUAGUGCAUGUUUGUUCGGCGUCGUGCGCAGGCUUCAUGGCCAGCACGCUCACCAACCCCAUCUGGUUCGUGAAGACUCGACUGCAAUUGGACGUGAACAAGGAGAAUCCCAUGACCGCUCUGCAGUGUGUCAAGCAAAUUUAUGCCAAAUCGGGCUUGUUGGGUUUCUACAAAGGAAUCACCGCCUCCUACAUGGGCAUCUCCGAAACCAUCAUCCACUUCGUGAUAUACGAGGCGAUCAAAGCGGAGCUGAUCGCCUCGCACGAGCACUUCAACGACGAGCGCACCUCCAAGGACUUCGUCGAGUUCAUGAUCGCCGGGGCCAUCUCCAAAACGGUCGCCUCCUGCAUCGCCUACCCCCACGAGGUGUGCAGGACCAGGCUGAGGGAGGAGGGCAACAAAUACAACAGCUUCUUUCAAACGCUGAGCCUGGUGUUCAAGGAGGAAGGCCUGAGGGGCCUGUACAGGGGACUCAAAACUCAGCUGGUGAGGCAGAUCCCCAAUACGGCCAUCAUGAUGUCUACUUACGAGGCUGUGGUGUACAUACUGACGUCUAGGUUUAAUACGGAGUUUUACCAAAAAGAGGAGAACUGAGCCGACCCUGGGCCGUUCAAAACGGCUUUCGGGGAAGUCUAGUCAGAUAUAAGAAGCUUGAAUUUUUAAUUUUUGGUACGUGAGAUGGGGUCCCUGGUGUGUAGAUAAAUUUGGAAUUAAAUUGUCGGUGGAUUUAUGAAAAUAUAUCUUAUGGAUGAUUUUCACUAGAUUCUUAGAGUUUUUGUUAUUUUGUUGAUUUUUUGAAUGAUUCUGAUAGGCCGGAAAGCCCAUUGAAUAAUAAUAUUAAAGGUGAGUUUAUAUGCGUCUGUCGUUCUGUUCACACCAAUCGUGGUGAAGUAUGGUCUGUGAUUUUUGUCUGUCAACUACGGACGACGCAUGACGGAUGCAUAUAAACCUAUACCAAGGAUGGAGUAUAUCAACAAAAUAAGUGAGAUCGCAAAGGUGGUUUUAAUAUGGUUUACCGUAAUUUUGUUUUAUUUGUGUCUUUUUUUUAACUAGUUAAAAUAUAAAGUAAGGUAGACUCAAUAAUUUGCUAGUUUUGUUUUAUGUUGAAUCAACAAUAGUUAUUAAAGCUGUUAAAAAUCAUAUUUCUAAGAAAAAUAAUUAUGUUAAUCCAUUAUUUAAUGCCGAAAAAUACAGAUACUCUAUUGAAAAAAUUAAGUAACAUUCAUAAAAUUUAAGUAGGUAUCCUAUUAAUUUUUGUCAAGUAGUAAAUACAUUUUUUUGCUGAUUA
This is a messenger RNA of Sitophilus oryzae (rice weevil), 1723 nucleotides long. Its product is annotated as mitochondrial carrier protein Rim2-like. Gene Ontology annotation, molecular function: pyrimidine nucleotide transmembrane transporter activity. Lineage: Eukaryota; Metazoa; Arthropoda; Insecta; Coleoptera; Curculionidae. The transcript has 6 exons. Gene Ontology annotation, biological process: pyrimidine nucleotide import into mitochondrion. Gene Ontology annotation, cellular component: mitochondrion. The record is from RefSeq and is a predicted model, not a curated record. Bases 1 to 1029 code for a protein of 342 amino acids.